AUGGGUAGCGGUGACAAUGAGUACUGGGAAGGAAGAAAGGGAUGCAAGCCUAGACAAGGGAACCCAAGGGCGUGCUGUAGUAGCGCAGGUGCUGCUAUGUACAUACAGGGAUGCUGCUGCGCCAGCACAACUGUGUGGGUGCACGCGACGCGCAGAGCCGACACGCAAGGGCAAAGCAAGGGGGGGGUUGGUCCCGAGAGACCAAGAUUAUUGACGACCGUCAAUGCGCAGAAAUUCACCCCCAUGCUGAAGUCCAAAUCUGAAAAACUGUGGGCCACCAGUGUGCCACGGAUCAUGACUUGGGACCCCUGGAUCCGGGUGUGGGUCCGGUGCGGUACGUACUAA
Molecule: messenger RNA, 345 nt
Organism: Cryphonectria parasitica EP155
Lineage: Eukaryota; Fungi; Ascomycota; Sordariomycetes; Diaporthales; Cryphonectriaceae
Exons: 5
Coding region: 1-345 (114 amino acids)
Source: RefSeq, a predicted model, not a curated record